UCGUGUGCGUAAAGUUUAGUUUGCGGAUAAUUGUUAUUAAGUUUCGGAAACAAACGAAAAAUGUUACAAAUAAGAAAUGCAUGUGAUCGAAGGUAAUAAUUGGAUCCGUCGUAUUCCAAUUGUUCAAUUACUAACGUGACGCUAGUUUUAGUUAUAACAAAGUUUCCUGAUUUCUUGUCAAUUUGUUUUCAAGGCAUGAGACAAAGAAACAUAGGAGAAAACGUACAAGAAGUGCAAAGAAUGCGUAAAGACAACGUAAGAACCGAUGAUUUUGUUGUUCCUUGUAUGCAACUUAUUUUGCACAAUCGAGAGGCAGAGUAAAGUUUUUCAAAUUAAAUUGCAAAUGUGGUAAAAAAAUUGUGCUUUUACAAGUAAAUGCAGCAGUUCCACCUAAUUCCGAUUGUAACAUCAGGUUUUUGUGACAGUCUAAACGGCGUGAACAAAACAGUAGGCGAAACCGAUAUGUAAAGGUAGACAACGCACAGAACUUUUGAGACAACCCACUGGAAUGGUGUUAUUUUGCCAAUUAAAUCGUAUGAACGAAAGGAAAAUAUUAGUGUGUCGUUCGUAACGUCUAAAUUACCGGUAGUGGCGAAGUGGCAGUGCAUACAAGUGUGGGUGGUGGGGCAACGACAAGCGAGAGUGAUUACGAAUAAAAGUGAAAGUUGAUGAAAUAGUAAAUAUGCUUGACGCCAAGGCGCACAAUGAAUGCGCCUUGCUCCACGCUCUUUACAUAUGGGCAGGGUCAUCCAUGUUCCAAAAACUAUUCAAUUUUUCAGUUGCUUAUGGCUAAAGUUUUUAAAUUAGUUAACCACAUAAUUUGAUUACCGCAUGAAAUUAGGAACUGAUCUCCAUUAUUUCAGUCAUCAGUUUCAAGUUAUUUAAAAUUGUUAAUAUGCCUUCACUUUAAUUAGUAUUUAUAUUAGAAGCUUAUUAAAAUACACUUGUAAACUUUAAUUUGCACGACGCCGAGCAGCAAAAAAAGCUUAAAAUCUCUAGCGAACGAACGCUUUGCCAGACGAUAAUAGCAAAGAGAACAUAUUUUAAUUUAUUGCAAAAUUUUCCCCCAGGCAAAUACAUUCUACAAAGGUGAUAUCGCUUAGAGAUGUAGCCAAGAUCAGACCGUUAACCGGCUCUCAGUGACUAUGAAAGAAUCAGCUGACACGGCUGACACAGCUGAUUGGCUGUUAAAAAAAAAAGAUUGUGUUGGAGACAUAUGCAAAAAUUAACACAGCCUCCGCUCAUCUUACUUCUUUGCCAUCUCAACAACCAUGGUGAAAGAACUUAAGGAGGUAUGCUCAAUACCCACCGUUAACCGGCUCUCAGUUAAUUUGAGAGAAUCAGCUAAUUGGCUAACGUAACCGGGGACACACAGCCUUCGCUCACAUCGCUCCGUUUCCAUCUGCACAACGUCUGAUUGGACGAAUGUGUGAAAACGUGUGAAAUGAGCGGGUAGAUUUCUGCUACUGAGCCCCCGGAGACGUGGCAGUCGCAGUUACUAUCACAAUUUUGGUUUUCAUGAUGGCCAAAUAAGAUGCUGCUCCACCAACAAAACAAUCGAUUUAUUACAACCAAAUUUAUAUAAAAAAUAUUUUCCAAUUUUCUGCAGUAAUCGCCUAAUAUAAACGCAGUAGAGCUUAUUUCUAUGAGGCCAUCUUAAAAAUAGGCUUCAUGUGCUUAAGCUAGAAAUUAUUGUGGCUUUGUUAAAUUAGACCAAAACAGUAAUCUGGUUGUUGUUGUUGUAGUAGCAUAAACAUUCACCAUACAUUGAAUUCCCCUUCAAAAUAGGUGAUUAUUUUACAUUUAAAAAAGGUACUCGAACUUGAAAACCAUGAUUCGACACAAACAUACAUACAAGUUUCGUGCAUAUGUAAUGAGAGCAUCAAGCUAAGGUCAAUGGAAACCAUGAGGAAAAGAGCUCUAACAUCUUAGUUAUAUAUAUACGUACAUAUGUGCACAUCUAAAUGCACUUCUGAUAUAGUUAUUAAAAAAAAAAGUUAUUAAAAAAAAUAGUUAUUAAAAAAAAAAAAUUAUUAGUAAGUUGCCCAAAAUUAUCAUGCCUUUUUAAUGAAAAUGUCCUCACACUAGGCAUAUUUAUGUAAUGUGUGCUAUUAACCGUGUAUUUGUGUAUGUGCGCUCGAAGUGAAAGUUCAGAAAACUAGAAUUUAAUUAUCCACUUAAUGUUAAGUGAGAUAAUUCAUAAAUAAAAAAACUAAUUCAAGUUAUCUAAAAUCGUGAAUAUUUAGAAAAUAAAAAUUAGUUAUCUCCUUGAUGUUAAAUGAGAUAAAUAAUAAAAAAUAAAAACAAAUUUAACGCCUUGCAAACCGCGAAAGCGCUUUUUCACAAUAAACCCGCCGAUUCCGAAAAUGACUGAAAUAGCGUUCAGUAAUUGCAGCAGCUAUAAAAAAUAAGGGUAAAUGGUUUUAAGUGCGCCAAAGAAGUGUAAAAUAAAAACGCCAAAGGAUACAGCGCAACAGCAGUUUAUGGUAUCAACCUUUGCCUACUUCCCAGCGAAUGUUAAGAGCUUCAUGUUUCGCAAGAUUUAUCAUUGAAAUUCAAUCAAUCGUCUCAAUUAUACCCACAUCAACAGUACAGAAGAUAACGAAUUGUCAAAGCCCCGAGAUAUGUACCUACACAUGUGACGGCUGGUCAGUAGUCAAUUGACAAGCUGCGCAUUCAGUUGAAGCGUAACGAGCCAACCAACAGCGUGAAACAGCUGGAAGGCGGAUUAGAGUGAGUGACGCGGCAGAUGAAAAUAAAAGAGAUAUGAAAUGUGAAACGCUUUUUGCAAACGGAGUUUGAAUGGAGAUCUACAUGUAGUAGAUAUGAAUGUAUGUAUGUGCACAUAUAUAAAUCCUAUGGGAUACAGUGUGGCAAAAUACGAUAUUGGUGUAAACUGAAUAUUAAAAAAAAGAAAUUCAAACUGACAGCGAACUACAGUAACUACAACAAUAAAUGUAUUGGCAAGUGUUAUAAAAAAUAUAUGUAUACAUAUUUUUUCGCUCCAAAUGCAUCGGAUUUCGUAAAUGAUUAUGAAAUGAAACUUGACAGCUUGCAACAUGUGGACUUCCACACAACGAAAUACAAUAAAUAAAGACACGAAAUGUGGCGGGCGACAAAAAAACCAUCAGACGCUGGAAACAAUUGCUAUUCAAAUGUACGAUUCGUGGCAAAGUGUAUCGAUGAUUUGACCAGGGCUGUUGGUGUACAAAAUGGCCAUAGCGCAUGCGCAACGGCAAAGUGUUGAAUAUGUAAAAAUUUGGAAACAUAUCAAAUGGCGGCGAGACUUUACUGACUAACAAAGUGAAGAAUUGUGAGAAAAACGAAGUAUAGUUAGUAAGUGGCAAAUUGGCGUAUUUCGUGAGAUAAAAGUGAAAAUUUUAAAUAUAAAUUUUUUAAAAUAAUUGUGUAAAAGUGUAAAUGUGUAAGUGUGUGCUUUAAAAGGAGUAUAUUCUCUAUGGACUUCUUUGCUUUGCGUCGCCCGUGCAAAACUGUAAUAAUUUUCAAGUGCCGUACUUAAUUUGAAUCAAGAUUUAAAACACUGUUGUGAUAAAUGAUCGAAAACAGAAAUAAAUCAAAGCACAGCUCAAAGUAAAGCAAAGCCAAGUGAAAGCCAAGUCAAAACGACUCAAGCUUUCGGUGCCAUAAGUAAUACUAAACGUGAGGAUUAACCCUCAAAGUGACACUAUUUGGACGUUACGAAAUUGAAUAAGCUUCGAAACAUAUUUUACCGCUGGCAAUAUAAAAAAACAGCAAAAAUCGCUAUACGCAAAUGAACAACGCCACCACCGACCAAAGGUUCCAAAACGAAAACUGUCAAAGCAAAAUUAAAGCAAGAGAUCACAUAAAACUUAUCAAGAAAUACACAACAACAAACACCUUACCAAAUGACAAUAUUAAAUCGUCUGAGUCGUAGACGAAACAUCAACAGUGAUAACGGUAACAACGACUUUGCCGACGCUGAAUUAUUGCUGAUAGCAACAACAAAAACCACCACCAACUCAGCGCCAACACGAGACUUGAAAGUAGCGAGCGGUGACACAAGGAGCAGCGCGACAAGCGGUCGCAUAAAACGUUUGCGGCGACCAACAGCAGAAACGUCAGCGCUCAACCAACAACAACUGGCAACCAAACCGCUGACAACUACAAUAACAGCAAAAAUGAAUGUAGAUGCUGCUGCAAUAAAAGAAAAUCCACGAGGGCAUACAAGCGCCGCUCGUAUGAAUAAGUUUGUGCCCGGGAAAUCGCUCAAAUAUGAGCGACUCAUAAAUCAACCGAAACACGUUGUAAUAUCAACAACAACAACACGAGCGACAACAAACACAAAAACAGCUGACGACGUAUCAUCCAAAGCGGCACUAAAUGCUAACGGUAAUGAGUGGCUGGCACAAGAGCAGCAGCAGCAGCAGCCACAACAACACCGGCGCUUGGAAGAUCAAGCACCAGGAACACCCUGGUAUGACCCUUCAUCGUUAGUACAAUCUGCAAUGCCUGCAUCCACCGCCACCACACCACUAGGCACAGAAAUACCGACAGUGACGGCUAUGGCGACGGCGACAGGGGCAACAGCGGUGAUGAAAAAUUGGCAAACCCAUUUGGAAGGCGCGGAAAUGCAUUUAUCACCAGCAGCCAUAGCCACAGCCACAGCCAUGGACGUUGUGAAUGCGAAUGCCAAUGCACAUGCCAAACGCGGUAGCCGUAGAGGACAUGCCAAUGGAAAUGGUGGCAAUGGCUGGAGUGGCAAUUAUCAACAGCAGCAUCCGCAUCCGCCAGCAAUAACGCAGCCAAACACACAAAGUCGUGGUAACAAUGGCACCGGCUUUGGCAACACGAGCGGUAAUGGCAACAGUUAUGACAGCAAUACGAGCAGCAACAACAACAACGGCAGCAGCAGCGCUAGCAGCAACAGCAACAGCAAUAACAACGACAAUGGUAAUAAUUUGAAAUAUUUUGGCAAUGUCGAUGCCAGUAAUGGGACAUUUGCGUCCGAUACGGAUGCUUUGCUCAGCUCUGUGCUGCCAAGUGCCGAUAUCAUAGCGUCCGCCUACCAUCAGCAGCAGCAAACCACCAGCAGGCAUAGCAACAGCAAUGCCAACUUGGCGCGGAAUAGCAAAGGUUUCUACUACACCUCAUUCACCAAUAGCGACAACGUCGAUGCUACAGCCACAAUGCAACCCAACGCCUCAUUGUAUCACGACGCAACGAUGCCAUCGCCAGCGUAUUCUGCCUCCUCAGCUGCGUCGGGGUCGGGUUCUACGUACGGGUCAUCAUCCACCGCCAUUGCGUUGGCGUAUAAUUGUUGCAGUAAUUUAAUUGCCCGCUGCUGCUUCGGUAUGCCUCUGCUAAAGGCAAUCAAUGUGCGACGAUGUGUGUUGGCGUUGUUCGCCAUAACGGUCGUUACGAUUUUUUACUACACUCAUUACGUUGAUACGGGCGUUUUUGUUGGUUUAAUUCAGCGUGACACCCGCCCUUCACCUCUUAUUAACUGUCGCAUGGUUAGCGGGAAGCACACACGGGAAUCAUCAAGAGCGCCCGAUCAUCGUUCUGAGGCGCGACUGCGCAUCGAUCCGAAAGUGCUGGUAUUCGUGGAGACAACCUACUCAGGUCUCGGACGGGAUAUUGCCGAACUGUUGGUCUACAAUAGAAUAAAGUACAAAAUCGAAGUGGCUGGCAAAAGUCUUCCAGUGUUAACGAAUCUCGACAAAGGUCGCUAUGGUGUCAUCGUUUUCGAAAAUCUAGACAAGUAUUUGAAUAUGGACAAAUGGAAUCGUGAGCUGUUGGAUAAAUACUGUCGUGAAUACUCAGUAGGCAUAGUGGGUUUUGUUAGUCCGAGCGAAGAGACUUUGGUUGCGGCACAACUGCGCGGUUUCCCACUCUUCGUUCAUACAAAUUUGCGUUUACGUGACGCGAGUCUCAAUCCAGCUUCGCCAGUAUUGCGGUUGACACGAGCCGGCGAAACAGCAUGGGGUGUUUUGCCCGGAGACGACUGGGCUGUUUUUCAGCAUAAUCACUCCACUUAUGAACCAGUUGAGUGGGCUCAACGCAACACGCAGGACUACCCCUCGGACAGUGGUGGACAAGUGCAAUUACCGCUAACAACCGUGUUGCAAGAUCAUGGCCACUUCGAUGGUAUUCAGCGAGUUAUAUUUGGCAGCAGUUUGCGCUUUUGGCUGCAUCGCUUACUGUUUUUGGAUGCCUUGUCUUAUCUGAGCCACGGUCAGUUGAGUUUGAGUCUGGAUCGUAUGAUAUUAGUGGAUAUUGAUGAUAUUUUCGUUGGUGAAAGGGGCACACGACUGCGGCCGGAUGAUGUGCAGGCGCUGAUAGCCACACAACGAAUUAUAGCAGGAAUGGUGCCAGGUUUCCGCUUCAAUUUGGGUUUCUCAGGCAAAUACUAUCAUCAUGGCACACGAGAAGAGAAUUUGGGUGAUGAUUAUUUGUUGCGCAAUGUGCAAGAGUUCAACUGGUUUUCACACAUGUGGAAGCACCAGCAGCCGCAUCUGUAUGAUAAUCUGACAUUGCUAAUGUCUGAGAUGCAACUGAAUUAUGCGUUUGCGAAGGAACACAACAUUCCCACUGACUCUGGUUACUCCAUAUCGCCGCACCAUUCAGGUGUUUAUCCGGCGCAUGAGAUACUCUAUGUAGCCUGGAAGAAAAUAUGGGAUGUAAAGGUCACUUCCACCGAGGAGUAUCCACAUUUGCGGCCUGCUCGAUUACGACGAGGCUUUAUACAUCGCAACAUCAUGGUGUUGCCACGACAGACGUGCGGCCUUUUCACGCACACCAUGUAUAUCGAUCGCUAUCCAGGCGGUCGCGAUAAGCUCGAUGAAUCGAUACAAGGUGGUGAACUCUUUCAAACAUUAGUUUAUAAUCCUAUCAAUAUCUUCAUGACGCAUAUGUCGAACUAUGGCUCAGAUCGGCUGGCAUUGUAUACGUUUCAAUCGGUGAUAAAGUUCCUGCAGUGUUGGACUAAUUUGAAAUUGGGCUCGGCGCCGCCUAUUCAACUAGCAGAAAUGUACUUUCGUCUUCAUCCCGAAGAGGUUGAUCCCAUUUGGGGCAAUCCAUGUGAUGAUCCACGCCAUAAGAAAAUCUGGUCGAAAACGAAAAACUGUGAAUCGCUACCAAAAUUUCUAGUGAUUGGUCCACAGAAGACGGGCACCACUGCCCUCUAUACAUUCCUCUCCAUGCACUCAAGUAUCACAAGUAACAUACCAAGCCCCGAUACCUACGAAGAAAUACAAUUCUUCAACGGCAAUAAUUACUAUCGCGGUUUGGAUUGGUACAUGGAUUUCUUCCCGACCGAGCCAAAUACCACCGCGACUACCACACCUCACUACAUGUUCGAGAAAAGUGCUACUUAUUUCGAUGGUGAGGCGGUACCGAAACGUGCACAUGCGCUCCUGCCACAUGCGAAAAUCGUAUCGAUCCUCAUCUCGCCGGCGAAACGUGCUUACUCUUGGUACCAACAUCAACGAGCGCAUGGUGAUGCGAUCGCGAAUAACUACAGCUUCUAUCAGGUAAUCACAGCAGGCGAUUCGGCACCCAAAGCUCUAAAGGAUUUGCGCAAUCGUUGCUUAAAUCCCGGCAAAUAUGCUCAACAUCUGGAACAUUGGCUGGCCUACUAUCCCGCCCAGCAAUUGCAUAUUAUCGAUGGUGAACAGUUGCGUCUCAAUCCAGUGGAUGUGAUGAACGAUUUGCAACGUUUCCUUAAAAUCCAACCGACAUUCGAUUAUUCGAAUCAUUUGCGUUUCGAUGUGAAGAAGGGAUUUUUCUGUCAAGUGGUGAGCGAGAAGCGCAAUAAGUGUUUGGGCAAAUCUAAGGGGCGUCAAUAUCCAUCGAUGGACGAACGUAGCACCAAGUUACUGCAACGCUAUUAUCUAAGCCACAAUACAGCGCUGGUGAAAUUGCUCAAGAAGCUGGGUUCUCGACCCAUACCACAAUGGCUGAAAGAUGACCUCUCAACGGGCACGUGAUAGUUAAUGCGUUUCCGAUGACAGCACAAUAAAUUGCGAAAACAAUUCGAAUUGGUAUACAUACGACUCAAACAACAAACUGAUAUGGAAAACGAGGCGAUAUACGAGGAUGAAACGCCUAAAAGUGUACAAUAUAGACAUCACAGACGUAACAGCUGGACGCGAUUUAAGCGAAAUUUAUAAAAAGCAACGAUGCGACGAUGCGGUGAAAGCAGGUAAAAGCCGUAAAUAAAAAUUGGCAUUCAUAGAUAAUUGGCAAAUUAACAGUUACGGAUAGUUGUGCGUGAACAACAGGCAACUAAGAGAAUGGGACAAAAUUAGAUCGAAGGCGUGAGAGGACGCCGUUAGAGUCAAUAUUUAGUUGAUAAUAAGCAAUAAACACUAAAAAAAAAGCAAAAAAAAAUAUGUUAAAUGUAUGUAAGUUUGUAUACGAGUAAUAAACGAGGUUAAUUUAGUUUUAUUUAAUAAAUAGUCAUAUGAAUGUAUGCUAAGAGAAGCCGAGGCAGUCAAAAAAUAGACGCGAACUGCAUUUUAUGUAAUUAGAAUAGUAUUUACGCUUAUAUGUAUGUAGUUGUGUGUGCACACAUUUGAAUAUGGCUAUGUAAAUACUGCAAAAUAUUGUCUAAUUGAGGUCAUGUGCAUAGUGUAUAAAUAUAUAUAAAUAUGAAUAUGGAUAGGCUAAUUAGGUGCAUACAAAUAAUAUAACAUACAAAUGUAAAAAUUAGUACAUAUCUUAUGGGUAGUGAUUGUUGUAAUUGUUGUAAUUGUAUAUUCAACUGUAACUGUAAUCAGCAACUUUAAUUUUGAGCCUAAUUAUGUAAAUACGUGGGAAACGAACCACAUUGCAGACUGGAAAAAGGUACACUACCGUUACGAGCAAAAGUAGGAUUUCGCAGCUGUUCCUGAACUGAGCUCGAAUAGACAUUUUUUUUUAUCAGAUUUGAAUUAUAUCGUAGAAACUAGUAUUGUAGGUUUAUUAUAUACAUUGAGCUGAAAAAAGCAUGAACAUGGGUCCGCAGGCACAGUGAAGGACUUAAGCUUACAUACCACAGCGUAUUUUAUUAUUUCCCAGAAGGUAUAUAAGCGGCCACCGUAGUUGACUACCAUUCGGAAGUCAGAGAGAAUGUAGGUUCGAAUCACGGUGGAGGAUCAAAAUAAAGAAAAAGUUGUUUCUAAUAGCGGUCGCCCCGCGGCAGCCAAUGGCAAACCCCCGAGUGUAUUUCUGCCAUGAAAAAGCUCCUCAUAAAAAAUAUCUGCCGUUCGGAGUCGGCUUGAAACUGUAGGUCCCUCCAUUUGUGGAACAACAUCAAGACGCACACAACAAAUACCCAUACAAAUCAAACUCCAAAGGUGUGAUAUCACACGGUUUUGGUGACCACUCCACUGGUCCGAGAUGAGAGACAAAUUGCUCACCGAAAAGACGAAGCAGUAAAUCCAUUGUUUCACGAGCUGUAUGACAAAUAGCGCCGUCAUAGUGGAACCAAAUGUUCAUAUGAUCACGGUCUUCGAUUUCCGGUGUCAAAAAGCCGUUUGCCACUGGCGUCAGCCUCGCCUUUGAAUAAAUAUGUCACGAUGUUUCCUUCAGCCCAUAGGCCGCACUAAACGGUGUUUUACAAUGGACAGAGCCACCAUUACAUUCUUGACUUGUCUCGCGUUGCUCUUUAGCCCAAAUUCGGCAAUUUUGCUCUUUCGCGUAGCCAUAGUACCUCCAAUCUGAUCACUCUUUAGUAUACCGAUUGAAAAUAGUAUACCCUUUCUUCAUUUCAAGAUUGGUGCUUUUGAGUAAACGUCAAUAUGGGCGUAUGUAUAGUUCCUUGCAUAUGAGACAAGACUGCGUUUCAAUUUAUUUCCAGCCAGACAUUAAUUUUGCAUGCGUUUCCAAUUCAUUCAAAUUCAAUUCUCUCCUAAUAAGGCCCUUCUCUUUCGAUGCUAAAAUUUUCCUAUAUCUCUGUGCUACCUUCUGGCAACUGGUCAUCAAAAUAGAUGCAGAUUUAUUAAAAGUUUAGUGAUAAAAUAGUAUACCUAAAAAAUAGUUAGAUUAGUAAUUGCACACCUCAGAGCAUGCAACAGUUUUCAAAGCCUAUUUUUUUACACCUUUACUAUACUUUUUGUUCACAUACUUGAUUCUUCCGAAGCUACUUCAGAUAUAAAAGCUAGUGAAUGAAUCUACCAAACUUUGACUGAACUCAGUGGACGAUUUAGCGUGCAAUUCAUGUUGGACAAAUAUAUAAAGGAAAAAUUCAUUUUAAAGUACAAAAAAAACGCAAUACUUUUUAAUAUUUGAAACACAAGUUGAGUAGUUACUCGUGGACGACUUCUUCCAUCAAAUGCUUGUAAAGUAGAAAUACCUAGAUGCACCUCUAAUUGUGCAUUUUGCAUCUGGUGCCGUACUAGUUUCUCCCUGAAAUAACAGUUCAAGAACUGAAAUGUUCGAUGAGUAGUUGGGUUUUAACUAUAGUGCACUAAUAGGAAAGUUGGAUACACCUUGAAAUGAUGGUUUUGAAACUGGUUGUAUACUAUCUACUCUAGGACUAGUUUCACUACUUCCAUAACAUGCUUGUAGGGUAUAAAUAUUUUAAUUGAUUGCAUCUGUAGUUGUUUAUUUUACAACUGGUCCACAACUAGUUACACUGGGACUAGUCCGAUUACUUCCAUAAAAUGUUUUUAGAGUAUAAAUAAAAGAAAUGACUGCAUCUCUCACUGAUCAUUUUUCAACUGGUGAUGUUCUAGUCACUCUCAAACUAGUAUGACUUCCUCCAUCAAAUACCUGUUCAGGAACUGGAAUAUUCUAUCAGUAGUUUGGCUUCCAACUCUAGUGCACUAAUAGGAGAAUUAAAUAUAGCUUGAAUUUGUUUCGUUUUGCAACUUGUGCUGCUCUAGUCACUCUCAAACUAGUAUGACUUUCUCCAUCAAUUACCAGUUUUUGAGCUGAAAUGUUUGCUGAUUAGUUGAGGUUUUCUCUUCAUGUUUUUUUUGCAUACCCUAAAUGGUCACUUUCCAACUAGUACAAAUCUAACUACAUUGGAACUAGUAUUCCUUCUGCCAUGAAAUAC
This is a messenger RNA of Anastrepha ludens (Mexican fruit fly), 11023 nucleotides long. RefSeq names its product bifunctional heparan sulfate N-deacetylase/N-sulfotransferase (gene sfl). The record is from RefSeq and is a predicted model, not a curated record. Gene Ontology annotation, cellular component: Golgi apparatus. NCBI's taxonomy places the organism in Eukaryota, Metazoa, Arthropoda, Insecta, Diptera, Tephritidae. The transcript is spliced from 8 exons. Gene Ontology annotation, molecular function: heparan sulfate N-sulfotransferase activity; deacetylase activity. The coding region runs from base 3888 to 7970 and encodes 1360 amino acids.